UAUCAGUCAGUACAGUACUGGCGUCAAACUUUACCGUUAUUAUAGUGUCAACUAGGCCUACCAGUACUUUGAUAAACAUGGAGGUUUGGAAGACAACACGUACAGUAGUAGCAGCAAUUCUGCUGUUAGCACUUUUUACAUCCAGACAAACAUGUAUCACCGGCCUGACUACUUCUCCACCUCUGCCAAUGUUAAUGACGACGAGUCCGAGUCCGGCUGCACCGAGGUAUAAAUUCAAUUUGGAUCUUCCCGAUGAGGAAAGAUGGGUGUCAAUACUUCGUCAUUACGACAAGGAUAACUUGAAGCAAAUGAUCAAACAUGCCCUUUCUACCCAAAUACCGAAAGAGGCAUUCCCACUGGUGGACUUGAUUGGAUCGCAGCUUAAUAAAUAUAUGCCAGAUCCAUACGCAGGUGAAAUACGAAGCAUAGCAAACUGGCUCGAUGUCAGCGUAGGAGAAAUAUUCGCAAUGAACAUUAUUUAUGAAGCAACUGCUUUCUGUACAAGUAUUGUAGCAGUUGAUAAUAAUAAUAUGGUGUGGCAUGGCCGAAAUUUGGAUUACAGUUUCCCAGAUAUUCUGCGAAAUGUAACUGUUAUUCUAGAUUUCCAAAGGAACAAUCGUACUGUUUUCACAAGCACAUCUUACGUUGGGAACGUUGGUAUAUUUACUGGGAUGAAACCAAAUGUUUUCACAGUGUCCAUCAAUGAGAGAGAUAAGGGCAACGUAUAUGAAAAUAUAAUAGGAAUACUUAGUGCUUUACGGAAAAGUGACAGUGAUUACUUUGUAAGCUUCUUAGCACGAGAGGCUUUAGAAUACGAUGACUCAUUUGAUGCUGCAUACAGGAGGCUUAAUAAUACCCGGAUCAUUGCUCCAGUUUACUAUAUUAUUGGGGGAGUCAAGCCUGACGAAGGUGUUAUUAUAACAAGAAGUAGAUUUAGAUCACUCGACAUCAACCCUUUAAUACCAAAAAUGGACAAAUGGUUUGCAUUGGAAACCAAUUAUGACAGAUGGACAACACCGCCCCCUAGUGAUGACAGAAGAGAUCCAGCUAUUGAUGCCAUGAAUGCAGUUGGUAGGAAGAAUAUUAAUGAUAAGACCAUGUACGAAGUGUUAUCAGUACCACCAGUUCUUAAUUACAAGACAGUUUACACCACAUUGAUGUCGGCAGCAAGACCUGAUUUAUUUCAAACUUAUAUUCGUCAUAGUCCAUAAGAUGUCAUAACAGAAUUAUUGUCAUCAUUUCAUUUAGUGCCUGUCUAUUACCAAAAAAUACUAAAAUAUGCUAAUAUAUGAAGUCUGUAUAAAUUUAUUUUUUAAUAAACAUAGAGAAUUUAUAUAAAGGUACAUUAAUAUGAUAAAUUUUUAUUUUUGAAACUGUUUGAUACAAUUUUGUAGUAAAGUUACUGUAUUAUAAUUGUAUAAUGAAAUAUUUUUUUAAUAUGUUUUCAUUAAUAAUGUCAUUAAUGUGAUUGUUAAAAUAUGUUGGAUAAAUUAUUUUACUGUUAAAUCUUGUAAUUUUGUAUGUUAGAAGAAAUUUGUAAGACUUUCGCUAUAGCGCCCUCAAUCUUAUAUGAAGACGUUCGUUGGUGUGUGUCAAAAGUCGUUCAAUUGUUUACGG
This is a messenger RNA of Anneissia japonica, 1617 nucleotides long. RefSeq names its product N-acylethanolamine-hydrolyzing acid amidase-like. The record is from RefSeq and is a predicted model, not a curated record. Gene Ontology annotation, cellular component: lysosome. The coding region runs from base 78 to 1211 and encodes 377 amino acids. Gene Ontology annotation, molecular function: fatty acid amide hydrolase activity. The transcript is spliced from 9 exons. NCBI's taxonomy places the organism in Eukaryota, Metazoa, Echinodermata, Crinoidea, Comatulida, Comatulidae. Gene Ontology annotation, biological process: fatty acid metabolic process.